Drosophila novamexicana is the source of this 3447-nucleotide messenger RNA. RefSeq lists its product as uncharacterized. The coding region runs from base 204 to 2714 and encodes 836 amino acids. The transcript has 9 exons. Lineage: Eukaryota; Metazoa; Arthropoda; Insecta; Diptera; Drosophilidae. Gene Ontology annotation, molecular function: DNA binding. Gene Ontology annotation, biological process: DNA integration; DNA recombination. The record is from RefSeq and is a predicted model, not a curated record.
UGAAUUGAAUUGUAUGUUGUUGAAUUUCCGUUAAACAGAUAUGUACAAAGGCAAAUUAACACGAAAAGUUAAAUUCUCAUACACUCAUACAAAGGUACAUAAAGUCAUUUCUUGCACAAAAAGCUAAAAAUUUUAUAAAAAAAAAAUAUAUUUUUUUUUGUACAGAAGCUGAAAUUCCAAAAAGUGCUGUUGUUGGAGAAGAUAUGGCCACAAACUGGGGCGCCAAAGGCGCUGGUCAAAAUAGUCUGGAUGCAAGAGCAGAUAUGCAAACUGAUUGCAGCGUACAGGAAGCUGAUAAUCCAAAAAGUGCUGAUGUUGGAGAAGAUAUGGCCACAAACUGGGGCGCCAAAGGCGCUGGUCAAAAUAGUCUGGAUGCAAGAGCAGAUAUGCAAACUGAUUGCAGCGUACAGGAAGCUGAUAAUCCAAAAAGUGCUGAUGUUGGAGAAGAUAUGGCCACAAACUGGGGCGCCAAAGGCGCUGGUCAAAAUAGUCUGGAUGCAAGAGCAGAUAUGCAAACUGAUUGCAGCGUACAGGUAGACUCAACUUUUUUAAACUCCAAUAUAACGAUGGAGUCAGCUGCUUCAGACAUGACAUACUUCCCAGAUAAAUCAUCGUCAUUUAUGGAUAGUACAUCCGUUUCUUACGAACCAACGGAACCGUUGUAUGAUGUUAGAAAAAUUACUGUCCCAAUUGCUAAGAACCAGAAAAAAUGUAAACGGCACUUUUGCAUAUUUUGUAAAACUUUGCAAACAAAAUUUGCACGCCACAUAGAACUUAAACAUAAGGUUGAACCACAAGUUAGAGAGAUCAGCAGUUUACCAAAAGGCAGCCAGCAAAGAAUAAAAUUGCUUGACGCUUUACGAAAAAAAGGCGAUUUCAUUUAUAACACUGAUGCAAAUUACAAUGAAGGGACUUUUAUAGUGCCUCGUCAAUUGAGGGAAAACUCAAAAAGAGGUGCUUUAGAUUUUGUUUGCUGCACUGGAUGUAAGGCCUAUUUUCCAAAGAUAACUAUUCGGAAUCACAUAAAAAAUUGUAGCAGUAAUAUCCAUAAAAAAGGCAACCGGGAUAUACUAAAAUCUGGACGAGGCACUACAGGCUAUAUGCAUAGUGCUGCAAAUAUUAUAUUGCGUAAUAAAAUAAUGCCUGUCCUUAAUGACGAUGUUAUCAGUAGGACAAUCAUGUAUGAUCAUCUAAUAAUAUUGUUCGGAAAUUCAGAAGCCAUGAAACACACGGAAGUACAGCACGAUAUGAUAAGGGCAAAUAUGCGUUAUCUAAGUCGCCUUUUAAUCGCGAUAAAAUCGGAAUGCCCCGACGUGAUAGAGCUGAAAGAUGUCAUUUGCCCUAAAUAUUAUGAUGCCGUGAUUUCUGGAAUUCGUUCUGUUGCUGAGUUUAAUUACGAUAAUUUGAGUUUUAUGAAGCCCACUGCAGCGACAACACUAACAUGCUUGGUCAAAAAAUGUGCGAGAAUAUUAGGAGCACAGAGUAUUAAAGAUGGCGAUGAUAGCAGGAAAAAAUUAGUGAAUGAUUUCUUAUCUCUGUGGGAAACAGAAAUAAAUUUAAACAUAAAUAAAAGAGCUGUUGAGGAUCAAACAAAAAAACAUAGAGCUGUCAAAGUAUUAAUACCUACUGUGGAGGACAUAAAAUUACUGUAUGAUUUUGUUCAUGAUUUAUCCGCUAAAGCUUUGAAUGAGCUAAACAGCAAAUUCAACGUUUUGUCAUUAACCUCGUUAAAGCAGAGCACUUUGAUCAGUUUGCUUAUUUUCAAUCGGCGCAGAGUUGGCGAACUGGAAAGGCUUACUCUUGAGAGUUACAGAACUGCUCAUUCUAUUGGGGACAUCGACGAUAGAGCUAAUUCUAAUCUGUAUAAAGACAUGUCUGCCAAAAUGAGAAACAUUUCUCAAAAUUUCACCAGGGUGAUUAUUCGUGGCAAAAAAAACCGUACAGUUCCAGUUCUUUUUACACCAUGGGAUCGUUAUUGCAUAGACAAUAUUCUGGAAUAUGGAAAACGCACAAUAAAUAAACCAACUACAUAUAUCUUUAGUGUGCCAAACCCGCGGCCACUAAGAAAAGAAUAUAUUCGUGCGUGUCCAAUACUAGAAAAAUUCGCAAAUGAAUGUGGUGCACGUUGCCCUGAAUCCCUUAGAGGCACAAACCUGCGAAAGCAAUUGGCCACACAUACCUCUUUAUCUAAUGUUAAGGACAUUCAAAUUGAUUAUUUGGCGAGCUUUAUGGGUCACCAUAAAGACAUCCAUAAAAAUUACUAUCGUGUUCCUGCCUCUGUAGCAGAGAUGACCCAAGUUUCGCAAUUACUUAUGUCAGCAAUGAACAUGGAAGAGGAAAAUGCUGAAAUUGUAGAAGCUAAUCCCGACACUGAAAUUAAUAAUUCAGAAAGCUCAAAUGAAUCAAAUGAUGAAGAGCCGCCGGAGUUUGUAUGUACGUCAGAUGACGCAAAUUAUUCGCCUCCCAAAAGAAUGGUAAAACGUCGAAGCACGUCACCGUUUGGAAAAACGCGCCGUGUACGAUGGGGCCCAGGCGAACGCAAGCAACUGGAAAACAUAUUUGGGAAUUUAGAAACAUUGGAAAAGUUGCCAUCGCUUAAAAAAUGUUCCCAAAUAAUAAAUGAGAAUCCAUGUUUUCGCGGCCGCACUUCAGCUCAACUAAAGACUUUUCUGGACAACCAGAGAAAAGCGGAGGGGAGGAAAAAAUCUUUGUAAUGUUUUAAAACAAUAAAAAUAAAAUAAAAUAAUCUUAUAACAAAAUAUAUAAAAUAUGCAUGUUUACUUUUCAUACAAGUUUAUGAUGAUCAAUAAUUUCGUUUAAUAUUGAUCCGACAGACAAAUGGAGUGACGGGCGUGUCUAAAUCGACACUAUUUCGUUAAUAAUAGAUAUAGAUUAAAUUUAUUUUACACUGCUAAAUAAGCAAAACUUCGUUAUACCACUUUCAUACAUUUUUAAUGGGUUGGCGGUAAACAAAAAAUAAAAAUCUCAAAUACUUACUCAAAUGGGAGUAAGUAAAAGUUUCCGUGUUCUAAUUCCAUAUUAAAAUGUUUGUAUAUUCGGUAAUAUGCGCUAGAGUUAUUUGAGGGACAUUGUCCCCAAUAAGGACGUCUCAUAUAGUGUUCCCGAAAUAAUCGUUACUCAUCCAAUUCAUUCCACCGUUCCCUGUCCCUAAAAAUAGCUUUAGCCAAUAAGACUUUGGACCAGGUGGCAACUCUAAAUUUUUGUCCCCAAAAUAAGCUUUCUAAUGGAUUAUGAUUAUAUAUAAUAUUUUGGCAAAGUAUUUAAAGUCAGUUUUGAAGACUCGGUCCCAGAAAUAAUCUUUACAUAUCGUGUCCCCAAAUAAAUCUCUCUAUGACCAAAGGCACAUAUUUUUUAACAGAAAGCUCCAAAAUGCCCCAUUCUCAGAGAGAUGAUUAUUUGGGGGCUUAUUAAUAGAAAAACAUAGCG